Racocetra fulgida is the source of this 500-nucleotide messenger RNA. Lineage: Eukaryota; Fungi; Glomeromycota; Glomeromycetes; Diversisporales; Gigasporaceae. The record is from the annotation of a GenBank genome assembly.
GCGGCACGGGUAAAUCUACCUUGGCCUGUCUAAUAGUAGAAUAUUUGAAUUAUAAAAAUAAAAAAGUCCAAUUAAUAGAUACCGACCCCAUCCAAACUAGCCAAACCUGGGCUAAUAAUUGCCAAGAGGAAGAAGGAUUAGAACAAUUAAAAAAAAUAAUCCAAGAGGAAGGCCAAGGGAAAAUUACUAAUCCCCUCACUAACCGACCGGCCUUAUAUGGAACUUUGCUAAAUGGCAAGAAAAUAAAAAAUAGUUUAACUAGUCAGCAUUUAGCAGGCAAUUAUGAAUAUCCUAAUCUAAGUGCUUUUAUCCGGGCUGCUUUUGGGUCUUAUCAGAAAGGGAUGCCUUUAACUUAUCAGCGACAACCUAAUAAUCCUAAAAAAGAAAUUUGCGUCCGAUUAGGCGGAGAAUUAUUAACUUUUUAUCAACGAUUAGCCCCUAGCAGCAAAAAUUUGAUUUUAGAAAGAGCUUUAGGGUCUUAUUAUCAAAAGUUAAGUUAG